CGUGUUUCCGGCCGGCCGGUUGUGGCUGUUGCACUGACUGUAAGUAGCACAUGGUCAUGAUGUACCGGGAGCGAGACUAUUGGGACUCUCGUUACAAGGAGGAGCACGAUCAGACGGAGAAAUAUGACUGGUUUGGGAGUUACCGGGAUUUCCGGGACCUUGUCAGACGGCACAUUAAACCGGGGACACGUGGACUAGUACUGGGUAUAAAUGCACAUUGACUUAUUACACUACAUUGUACACUAGUACUGGGUAUUAAUUCACACAGGGACUUUAUAACGACACAUAUAAUGCAUUUUAGUAUGUGCUGCAAUGACAAUGUAUUUCUCUAAGAUAAUCAGCAAACGUCCCAUAGCUAUUGUGUACUGUAGCAGCAUUGAUUUUCCCAGUGGAGAUCCAUUUGAUUAGGAGACAAUUUGUAAAGAGGCAGUCUAAGCACGAAAACAACUAAAGCUCAGUCUGUAGUGUUUAUACUAUAUUAGCACCCGCUCAGGUUUUUUUUAUUUUUAUAUUGUUUCCAUGUCACAAAGUUUGGGAGUGGUGAGUUAAAAACCAGGGCUUUCCCCUUGUAUCCCUCUCUCGUCUGUUUUGAGUAUCACUGCUCUCCAGGUUAGUUAUGGGAAUUAGUAUGGAUUAUAUCGACAUAUUUUUUCAUCAAAUGCCAGAGAGCCACACUGUUAGUGACAAAUGUGAGAAUUGGCAAAACCUGCUUAAAAUGUUAUUAAUUUAGUUUCAAUAAUAAUGAAACAUUGACAUUUUUCCUUAAAGUGAGAGUUUGAAGUAAAAUGUUACUCAUAGGGUUUUCCUGUUUGGUAGUUGAUGUGCGAAGUUGGGUGUUCGAGGGUUUACCUGAUGCUGGCUCUGGUUCUUCUGCAUUUAGUGUGUUGAUUUAAAUGGGUUGUUGUGUUUUCUUGACCAUCAUGUCCGUUUUUAGGUUUGCUGUCCUCCAUUUGUGGAUGUGAUGGUAGCUGCAUUUUUCUGUGACUCGUUAGUUGUUUCAAUGUAAGCUAUCGUUAGAAUAUUGGAUGGUGUGUGGCUUAUUAUCCUUCAGUGGGUUUUAAGAGCUUUUAAUACAGACCCUAUGCAGUAUAGGUGACAGUGAUGGUGCCUGAUGGUCUCCACGUGUUACCUCAGUGAUGGGAACAGGCUUUUCACCCAUGUUCAAUGCUUCUGUAUUUGGUAUGUUCUUCAUUUAGUCUUAAUGAACAAACAAAAAGAGGAGUCCACACUCUUAUCUGGGUCAACGAACAAACAAAAAGAGGAGUCCGCACGCAAUUUAGCUUGAAAAAGAUCUAUCUAUCUAAGACCGAAACGUUGUGUGUUUUUCUAAUAAAACUGCUGCAAAAAUGGUCCUGAGUGCCUGGACUACAUUUGUUCUUAAUUUAGUGUUAGUCUUUUGACACAUUUUUGAGUAUAAUUUUUGAGGUAAAUUAAUCAGUACGGACAGAAAAAUGACAGUAGUCAUCUGGAUGUUCAAUAUUAUUCCUUGCCUUGCAAGCAAAUCUAAAUAUUACCCUCAAUGGUCACAUCCAUAAUAAGCAGUAAUUCUGCAAGUGCGUCAGUUAUAUAAUGACAGCUGUGUACUAUCAUUGGAAAAGCACUCCUACUUACAUUAAGAUAUUAACUGCCUGUAUUUUUUGUUGGACCUUUUUGCAUCUAAUAAAGUGUUUGUUUUUUUAAAUUAAUAAACUACAACUUGCCUUGAUUACUUUUUUUGUGUUACUUGAUCUAGAACAAUUCUUCUUUCCUGAAAUACUGGAAGGUAAACUAAUUAUUUACUGCACAAAAUACAAGAUGAAUGCCUCAACAAUGAAAAACAGUUUUAUAAUCUGGCUUUUUUUUCAUGUUGUAUUUUGAUUUUCUAUGAGAAAGGAUGGAGAUGAUCAAGUAUGAUGAUCUCAGUGGAGAUAGAGGGAGUUUUUAAAGGUGGCAAUCUGCUUAAUCUGGAGCAACUGAAGAACUCUGUUUGGAUUUCCCCCAGCACUAUAUUGUUCUACUGCAUUAAAAAAAUGAAUUUUGUAAGACAUUCCUUUUUAAAAUAUUCCUCUUAAUUUCCAUGUUGAGAACAGUGGGGCACGCAGAUUGCCAUGCCAAUGAGGCUGUAUGUACCGUUGUUACAAGGAAGUGCCUACCUAUGGGGUUCUGCAGUUUACUUUUAAACCCUGAGUCUACCAUGCAAAUUUUAGAACAGACAUCAAAAUAGCUUAGGCAAGCUGUUCCUGUGUGUAAACCAUGCCUGUGAUUUUAUGUGAUGAGUGGUUUCAAACAGAAUAUUUUAGAUAUGAUAUCAUGUACGUGAAUUAGUAAUUAGUAAGAACAUAAUGGAGAAAAAGUCAAAACAAAACACAGUUUAGGGCAACAUCCUUUAAAGUAACCUUCUAAGAUUAAAUAUAUUUACUAGUAUUCAGAAAAAAAAAAAAAAAAAUCCUCUCACACGUGUAAAAUGUGCAGCUCUUCUUUGCUGCAAAUCUUGCUUUUUGUAGCAGAGCUGAUACACCACAUUUUUGUAGAGACCUUAGUUCCUUGUUGGUGCUGGACAAUGACCAAUAAUUGCCUCUUACAGAGAAACUGUGCGGACACAAGGAGCAUAAUAUAUCAUAAACACUCAUAACAGUUUAGUGAAUGGACACCACAUACAUUUAAAAGCUGUAAAAAUAUAUGUGAUAUAGAAGGGAAAAAAUAGCUGUAAAAAAAUAAAAUAAUUUGUAGAUAUUUUACAAAUUGUAUGGGGGGGGUGGGGGGGAGAAAUACAGCAACCAUAUGGUAUAAUGGUUCUUUCUUCCUUUGUACAUGUUUGCAGGCUUUGAUGAAUUAUCAAGUCUUGUGAGAUUUAUCUCACACAGCGGGCUGCUAGCAGGCAAGAGACAAGGUUUUUGCAGCUGUUAACAUGUAAUUAACAUAUAUCUGUGAAUCCUUCAUAACUCUAAAUAGGGUAAUAAGGACUCGCCUGCCCCAUCUCCUCCAGCAGAUCCCAACUAUUCGAGCUAUGCUGAAAGUAAGAUCUCAAAAUGAAACUUUAUUUUUCAGAAUCUGACUUUGAGAGUCGCAGCUGGGGGAGGUGUGGCUUGGACUGCAGAAAUAAAGUAAUUUUCACCUAUAAAUGGUGAGAACUGAACAAUAAAAUGGUCAUAUACUAACGUGAGAAUUCAAAGAGAAUUACAAAUUUAAGGCCACAGUAGCUGAACUGAAAGCGUAUCUGACUUAGAGAUGAUUUCCAGUUAAGCUAUUGUGACCUUUAAAUUAGAAAUUCACUUUGAAUUCAAUGUGAAUUCUCACUUUAUUGAAUAACCUUGUGAGACUACAGGGUCAUGAUCCGUGCACCAAAACCACUUUAUUAAGCAAAGUGUUUUUAGUGCUUCGAUUGUCCAUUUAAGAUAGAUGAGCCUGUAGUACAUUUGCUGAAACUAACCUAAAAAUGUAAAAAAGAAGGCAACAUUGUUCCACUGUUCCAUUGCUCCAUUUGGAAAAGGUUUUCUCUUUGAUGUCAGAUCUCUGUAAGGAUAGCUAUAAAGUUUCUGACCUUAGAUCCAAGCAAAUCACAAAAACCUUAAAUGUAAGGCCACUGUGGAAUUGGAACCUGGUCCUCUGGCUGCUGCUAAAGAUAUAAUGCCGUUGGAUCAUUGAGCAAAGCAUCAAUGUACUUUGAUUAUGGAAUGCUUUUUGUUGGUAAUUAAUAAGGGCGGGCUAGUAGAUAUAGUUGUUUUUAUUUUUUUUAAUUGCACAGAUUUUCUUUAAAAAAAACAAAACCGGGGCGGAGCCAGCUCUCGGCAUGAACGGUCGCACUUCUCCUGCUCUCUGCCGACCGCAGCCCAAAACCGGACGAAAAAGACCCCAAAAGCCUUCCCUUCUGGUAACAGACGGCCUGCAACUACUCCCCCUGAUAUGGGGAGAAAGACCAAAAAGCCGCGGCCCGAUCGCCCGCGAUUUACGGCCGAUAUCGGCGAUUUACUGAGGAGGCUGCAUGGCGCGGCGGCGCCCAACAUGGCGGCCGAAUAUGAGGAUUUCUCAGAAAGCUCGGACGACACAUCCCUCCACUGCCCUGAGACACUGGGGUACAAGGGACCUCCUAAACUCAAACAACAGCCGAUGGGCUCCCCAAUCACUACGGAGAUUCUUACCUCUCUCCUGACUGACCUACGCCAGUCGCUCUCUGCAGAGAUCUCCCAGGUAAGGGAGGAUGUAAAGGGGUUCACUGAUCGCCUCUCAGCAGUGGAGCAAUCCACCCAGGCACAAACAGCACAAAAAACAGAGCUGCAGAAUCAGGUCAAAGACCUCUCCUCAGCCCACAUCACACUCACCCACCAACUAGCAGCAAUGGAAGACAAAAGGAGGUGGAAGCAUGUUAAAAUCAGAGGCCUCUCAGACGCAAUUGCCCCAGCCGAACUUCCCCACCUACUCAGAAGGCUUUUCACAGCCCUCCUGUCCCCCAAACAAGCUAAAGGGGUGCAGCUAGAUGGCAUGUUCCGCUUGCCCAAGCCGACACAACUUGCAAAUUCAGCGACAAGUGACCUUCUGGUCAAAUUUCAAAAUGGGCAAGACAAAACUGCCUUAAUGGGCUCCAUCAGGGGACAAAAUCCAUACCGCUUUGAGGACAUGGACUUAACGUUCUAUUCCGACCUCUCACGCACAACACUGCAAUGGCGGAAAUCUCUCCGACCACUUACAGCGGCAUUGACGGCUAAGGGAGUGAAGUAUCGCUGGGGACCAUCACACAUACUCCUCAUCCAACACCAAGGCAAGGAAUAUAAAGCGACGGACGUCGCAGAAAUGGACACUGUCUUGACCGACAUGGGACUACGGCCAUCUUCAACCGCUACAACCUGGGAUCCGACUAAAGUUGUCCCAUUUGUUCCAGCAUCCAGGGGAACGCUUGGAGAGCAGACUACCUGAACCGGGACUUUUGAGUUACUCUUGUUUUGCUUUUUGUUUUGUUUUAAUGUUCUCCCUCUUAUACACACCGCUGUAAACGUACAAGUUUACUCCCAGGGCAUAGGCCCUAUUGAGGGGUAACCCAGAAACCCCUACACACACAUAGCAGGAUUGCUAUACGGCUAUCAAGUGCGUUUUCCUGGCACUGCAGGAUCCUGCAAUGUUCUCCUCCCUGCCACUCCCCAUACCAUGUUGCUGAAGGGGUUAAAACCCUUUCAGUGACUUACCUGAAUCCAGCGCCGAUGACCCUCGGCGCUGGGUCAGGCUCCGCCCACGCUCCUCACCCCCAACAUCAGCCGGCAGCAGAGACCUAAUGCGCAUGCGCGGCAAUUGCCGUGCGCGCAUUAGACCUCCCCAUAGGAAAGCAUUAUUAAGUGCUUUCCUAAGGAGAUUCCGGCAAUGCUAGAGGUCCUAAUGCAGAAUGUGAGGAUGUCCAGCGUCAUUUAAAACACUUUUCAUGUUCUAAGAAGCCGGAAGUCCCUCUAGUGGCUGUCUGAUAGCUGCUAGAGGAGGACUUAACCCUGCAAGGUAAAUAUUGCAGUUUAUAAAAAUAGCAAUAAUUACACUUGCAGGGUUAAGGGUGAUGGGAGUUGGCACCCAGACCACUCCAAUGGGCAGAGGGAAAACAACAGUAUUUGUAUCUAAUUUUAUCUAAUUAAUUACAUUGCAAAUUAUUACUGUUGGUCAGACCCACUAGCUAGUUAGCUGAGCUAAGCCGAGGAUGUUUGUGACUGCCAAAUGUAUUUCUUUACCGUUACGAUUAUAGAGGGUGGAGGUGUUUUUAAACUCGCCCUAAGGGACAUUUAAGGGUGCAGUUUGUAUCUGUGAAUUACUUCUAUGUCUAAGGACUGGGUGGUCUGAAACAUGUAAGAUUUUAUUUUUGGCUUGUGUUUUCCCAUGUAUGUUUAUGUACUUUGUGGAAUAAACCUUUCCUAUUGGAUUUAGAGCCGCUUGCUUUUCCUGGCAUAAUUUUUCUGUUUUUUCUUUGCAGCACUUUAUGAGGAUUUGGAGUUCCUUGAUUGGUGUCCUCAGUCCCAAAUGAGAUUUGUUUCUUUACCCCACUUUCAGUUUUUUCCUUUGACCUUUAACCCCUUAAGGACACAUGACAUGUGUGACAUGUCAUGAUUCCCUUUUAUUCCAGAAGUUUGGUCCUUAAAGGACCACUAUAGUGCCAGGAAAACACACUUGUUUUCCUGGCACUAUAGUGCCCUGAGUGUGCCCCCACCCUCAGGGUCCCCUUCCCCCCGGGCUCUACGGUGAGGAAGGGGUUAAACUUACCUCUUUCUCCAGCCUUGGACGGGGCAAGUGCCACGCGCGCAUUCAGCCAUUCCAUAGGAAAGCAUUCUCAAUGCUUUCCUAUGGACGCUGGCGUCUUCUCACUGUGAAAAUCACAGUGAGAAAUGCGGAAGCGCCUCUAGCGGCUGUCAGUGAGACAGCCACUAGAGGCAGGAUUCCCAUAGGUAAACAUAGCAGUUUCUCUGAAACUGCUAUGUUUACAGAAAAAAGGGUUAAUCCUAUCUGGACCUGGCACCCAGACCACUUCAUUAAGCUGAAGUGGUCUGGGUGCCUAUAGUGGUCCUUUAAGGGGUUAAAGGGAUUUGUGCAUUUGUACUUCACAGCACAGUGUUAUCCACUUCCUGGUUUCCAAGUACUUUUUUUCUGAUUUCCAAAAAAGGCUUACUUGCCUUAAACAGAUACUCCUAUUCUUGUUAUGUAUGUAAGAGCAGUUACUGACAGUCUAACUGAAGGGGCACCGAAAGUAUUUGAGUUGGAAUUGUUUCCUAAGACAUGGACGAGUCUUGUGAUGUACACACAUUAAAUAAGCUGCAUCUUAUGGCACAGACUGGUACGAUCAGAGAAGUCAGCAACCUCUCCAUGUAAUUACUGUGUAAUUAUCCACACAAAAUGUAGAGUUAUAUGGAAAAAAACAUUGCAUACAGCUCUCCUUAUUUCACACUGGCAAAUCUAUAAGACUUUCUGAAUGUGGAGGUGAUGGAUGUCAUUCAUUGCUGUGUCUGUGAUUGCAGGUUGUGGCACUAGCUCUCUAAGUGUGGAUCUGCACAGAGAUGGAGUGGACCCAAUCGUUAGCAUUGAUUACUCUCCUGUUUGCAUCAAGGAGAUGGAGCAGAAGCAUGCUGGCAUACCUGACAUGACAUGGCUGGUGAUGGAUGCUCGACAGCUGGAGUUUCCUGAUGCAAGUUUUGAUUUUAUCAUUGAGAAGGGGACGCUGGAUGCCAUGAUGGUGGGAGAGAGAGACCCUUGGAGAGUUACCCCUGAGACAGUCGCUGUCAUAGAUAAAGUGUUGAGUGAGGUGAGUGAAGUAUCAAUGAUGCAUAUUUCAAUUGUCAUUUGACUAUACACCUGGGCUCGUUGCAGUUUGUGUGAUACAGCUAAUUAUGGUGGGUGUCUUUUAUUUUUAAAUUAAAAAAAAAAAAGUGUUUAUUUUAUAAUGCAUGAGUGAGCUUCAUUCACUUCUGGAUUUGGGGUGAGAACUCAAAUGAGAUUCUGCUCAGCCAAUGACUGUGCAGAAAAUUCAAAUUAAGUAUUUUUUUUAAAUUGUUUUUAACUUAUUAUUGUGUGUAUUGUAUGCACUUUCUAUAGAACACAUUAUUAAAAAAAAAAAAUGCAUCAAGUCCUAUCCAGACUGUCCCUUUAACAAAAUUGGUUAGUUACUUUAGAUACAUAGAUUGUAUAAUCUGCCUGUUGCACACGUAUUGAGUGCACCUAUAGAGUAUCAUCACUCAAAUGUAACUCACAUGUACCAUCUUACUGCAUGCACAGAGCCUCAUUACUGAGACUAGCAAUAGCUAAAUGUACCCUCACUGAUACCUUACUGGUAUGGAUUAUUAUUGAAAUUAAUAAAUGCAUGUGAUAUGUUAUGCCACAUAUCAUUAGGAUUUAAAUUCCAGAUAUAUGUACAUGGUAAGUUUAUGUUGCAUCCAUCUCUGGAAAAAGUCAAAAGCAACAUAUUAAAUUAAUUAUUUCCAGCUUUGUAGAGUUACCUGCAAUCACCCCCCGCACCCCCCCCCCCAUAUGUUGUGAAUGAUAGCUGAUUGGAAAACGUAUCUUUUUAUAUAAGUAGAUGUCUGUGGCAUCUCACCGUACAUGUGGUAGAAGAUCUUAGCAGGAUCCUAUGGUCCAUCUGGAUCUUCUAUAAGCCGGUAGUUUACCCUUUAACCCAUGAGCAAGACUAAAAAUUUACUGCUGAAGCGAACAUGCCGGAGGAAGGCACUAAUAGUGGAACAAAUUGACGUUCCCAUUCAAUCCAUUUUCUAAUAGCAGGUUCCAGCAGACAUAUUAUCUGAAUGGGUCUUUACAAAACAGAAGACCACCAAGUCACACUUGUACAGUUUACAUUGACAAUAAGCAUAUAUUCAUACUUUUGUUAGAAUUUUUUCUUUUUUUUCUUUUUUUUUUUUUUGCUUUGAAACCUUUGGUCCAUGUGAUUAUUUAUCUUGUUUUUAAUUUCUUUUAAACUUUACUUAACUUUAACUCUUUCACUGAAUACAACAAAAUCCCAGCACUUGCAUAAGUCUACCUUCAUGUUUUCUCCUCUAAGAGGUUUUUAUUUGCAUUACAUUGUUGCACCACUCUAUAGUGAACACAUGGUGGUGUUUUGAGUCUAUUUUGCCAGUCAACAUGGUGCAUUUUUAUCUUAGCAAUUUGUUUCCAAGGACAAAGAUAUGUAUUGUAGAAACUUACAGUAAUAAACGCCCUGUAAGAUGAAAUUUGGCAUGUUGUUUCCUUGUGCUCCCCAUGGUUUCAUUUUUAUUUUUAUUUUUUUUUCUUCAACUAAUGUUCUGACUUUUCUAAAAUGUUUGUUACUACAAUAAGGAUCAAGGGAAUGUCCAUCAUAAUUGGUAACAUUUUGUUAAUUGACUUUAAACAUGUGUAAGUAUUUUCUCUUGAAAGUGAACCUGGUACCAUCCAAAAUCCUUAUAGGGAAGCCAUUUUCGCUCCAUCCCACUGUCUCUUUGUAAAGGGGAAAUAUAUAGACAAUAAAGCUGUGUGUUUCUCCUCAUGAACCCAGGGCAAACUUGUAGCUACUGAUCAUAGUGACCAUACUUAUCACAUUGUCUCCAGAUCAGGAAAUAAUCAGGCAUAUGGUAUUCAAGAAGCAAGUGCCUUUUAUUAGAGUAUCCAGGUUAUUUACUAAACUGAGAUCUUAAAGUGAACUUUAAAUGUAAGACCAGAGUAACUGAAUUGGACGCAUAGUUGUCUAUUUUGGCCUUACAUUUUCUAUCCACUUUGAAAUCUUACUUUGGUGAAUAGCCCUGUUAGACUUUGUGAAAUCCUGUCAUAAAGAUUAGGAAAGUAGGUGUACAAAAGAAACAGCGGGGAAAGAAGAAAACAAGUUGUAAGGCUAUAAUCAUUCAUUUAUCAUCGAUAUCCCUUUAACAUAUUUCAGUGAAAGAAAUGCUUUAAAUUAAGAAAAUAAAAUCAAAAACGACCACAUUGGAAAAUGAAAUACAUGUUUCACGUAGGCUGUGUGAGUCACAACAAGGGGAGGUGUGGCAUAAACAGAAACAAAUGUUUUUAAAUAGCAGAUGGUUGAACUUUGACACUGCCGAGGCAUGAGAUAUACACCAAAACUACUUUAUUUAAGGAACACUUGAACGUUGGGAAUAUAAACAUUUAUUCCUAACUCUAUGGUAUUCUAGUAACUAGUUAGAUGACCACCCUUCCCUCAAAUGAAAUAAAAAAACACAUUUUGCCUACCUUUACUCCUUGGUUCACUAGUCUCAAUAUGGCUGCUUUGCUGUCUCAGCUGAGAACAUUAAUCCUGAUGAUCUCAGCCAAUCCAAUGCUUCACCAUAGAGUAAGGGGUAGAUCAUCUGCCCAUUGAGAUACCUUGAGUCAAUACUUCUCCAUGGGGAGCAUUCAUCUCCACGCAGAGUGUGGAGAUGCAAGUCUGAACCCAGGAAGUCCCUCCAGUGGCCAUCCGAGUGACAGCUACUAAGGAUGGCUUUAGGCAGCAGUGUAAACACUCACAUUUCUCAGAAUAUGCAACAGUAAAACAGUUUUUAGUAAAAACCAAAGUAAAAAAGUUACCUGCGCUCUUUCCACAUCCCUAUGUAUUUUUAAAUACCUGCCACGUCAAGGCAGACCUUUUGUAUUUGUAUUCACUUUUGUAUCACACAGCUUAGUUACAAUGCUGCUGCCCAUCCCAUGUGUUCCCUAUUAAGGGUUAAUAGGUAUGUAGGGAUGCAUAUAAAAUAUACCCCUUUCUGUCUCAUUAGAGAUAUCUUUGCCAGAAGCUCAAGGAAGCAAGGCUGAUGGUUAGAGUUAGGACCCACCUAAGAGGUCUGCCUUGACGUGGCAGGUGGGCAUACCCUCUCAUGGCCAUUGGAGGUAACUAAAAACCUCAAUUUGUUUAAAAAUACAUAGGGAUGUGGAAAGAGUGCAGGUAACGUUUUUCCUUUGGUUUUAACUAUGUGUAUUUGGGCUGAUGUGUACUAUGGUUGUUGCUGCCGCCCAGGAGUAAAGGGAGUUUGAGCGCAGGACUUGUUUCUUUGUAUUUAUUUACGCUACUCAGCCUGCAGGGUUAGGUUCAAGACACUACAUUAAGCUGUAGUGGUACAGGUAUUUAGAGUGUCCCUUUAAGCUAACAUUCAUUUGGUGCUUAAAAUACCUCUUUAAAUAUUAUCACAGGGAAUCUUUUAAUGGAAAUAAUAACACUUUUAUUGGCAAAACAGUGGAUUCAAUAUCUUGAAAGACUGGUCAUCCUGGCUAGAUACAUUUUCUUCCCCUUGGACACCACCCAACAUUCUGACAUUUUGACCCACCAGGUUAUUGUUAAUGGAUUAAGAAAUAGUGCUAGCAUUUCUGUUUUUUCCCUCAUGGGGUGAGACAUGGGUCUUAACCCUCCAACUUCCCCCUAUUUUUUUUUCUCUUCCUCUCACGCUCUUCCUUUCCUUUCCUCUUUCUUUACUCCCUACUGCUCCCUACUAUCUUUUUCUAUUUCUAAUUUCCUCUCUCCCUUCAGUGACUGAUCUCAUCUUUGUGGUGAGCAGAACGGUGCUAGUUCAUCCCCAGUUGGAUUUUAUUAAGAAAAAUGUUAGCCCUUUCCAUUCUACCCCGGAGCUAGUUUGUGAUGUCUCUUCGUAAUCUCUUUUGCUUUCCUUAUUGCACCGCUAUAGAAAUUGAAAACUCAAUAAAGAAUACAUUACAAAAAUAUGUCCGUAUCUUGAGAAGAUACAUAUUUGAGGGGCAGUUUUCUAAAUCGUUGAGAGCAUAGCACAUUUUUGCAGACUAUUGUUGUGAUUAUUCUCAGCCAGCCAAUUUACAUUCUGAGAAAUGUGUUCAUUGUCUGCAGUGCCAAUAUCCAUCACUGAUUUAGAUUGAAAUGUAGACAGGGACAGGGCUCUGCACCCCUUUUUAUCUAAAAAGCAAAGUUUACUAAUGCAAAUAUGAUUUAAAAAAAAUAAUUUAAAUUGUACUUUGAAUACAUUUUAAAGUGUUGUUACAGGGUCAGAGUUAUAUGUUUAAUGUUUAGUCUCUUUCUUUUCUUUUCGCUUCUUUUCUCCUUUUUCUUUGCUUUCUUCAUUGGCUAAAGGUCAUAUUUUAACAGGGAAAUCAAUACAAUAAGGUAAUCUCAGCACUACAUUGACAUCACUGUCUUCUAUUGGGAUUGACCAACUGGAUAAAUGGAUUGUAAAUGAAUGUGUGUUUACAAGGUUUGUAGAGAGGGUUGUAGAACUGUCAAAGAAAUUUGUAUUCCUAUAAAUAUCUGGGCAAUCAAUGAUACCACCCUGCAUGUAAUAAUGUUUAGUACUAGGACAUGCAGUUAUGGUGUAUGAAUAAUUAAUUUUAUAUAUAUAUAUAUAUAUAUAUAUAUAAAAAUACAGUGAUCAUGGCGAGCAGCAACAUGUCACAUUGUAAUGUGACGUAACAUGCCAAUGGAAGUUAUAGCCGUGUUAUAGAAUAUGCAAUUAAAUGUCUGAAAUUUAUGUAUAGAUGUGUAUUUCAUUCCUCAAUCACCAAUCAGCAGGCAAUGUAAAAUUAACACCAUAUGUAUAUAUAAAGAAAUAUAUAUAUUUGUCUGUUUAUACAUAGCACUACCCAGAAAUAUGUUGAGUUUGUCUGUGUGUUGGCUGGACCUGCAACAGCAUGUGGUAAUGUGUCCGUUUGGUCAUCUGAUUGAUGGCAGAAACUAUUUUUGCUUCAAAGGGACACUAUAGUCACCAGAACAACUACAGCUUAAUGUAGUUGUUCUGUUGAGUAAUAGUCAGUCCCUGCAGGCAUUUCUAUGUAAACACUGCCUUUUCAGAGAAAAUAUUAGGUGACUCCCUGUCCACCACCUCAGUCUCACCCCUAAAUUUAAAAUGUCCCUCUUUGUCCAUUUGAAAUGUUGGGAGGUAUGAAAGAACGAUGUGACGCGUGCACGCACGUUCGCUUGCUUGAUAUGGCGGGCCAGUAGGGUGAGGGGGUGCUACACGCUGAUUGUGAGUUCCAGCGAGAAGCUUAGGUUUGCGGCGAAAAUUUGAAGAGAUGGAGGUAGAACUCUCAGAAGAUACAAGCAGUAGCUGUUGGGAGUCUGUGUUCAUUUGCCCUUUUUAAAAAUGUUUCUCUUCGUCCUGUGUUUGCGUGUCGGCGCUCUGCUCUUGGAGGACCACGGAGAAGCAGCAUCAAUAACAUAAGCAGGGGCUUACACGAGGGGUAAGGAGAGUUCUGCAGAAUCAUGCUGGUCCGUUCCCAUUAAGAAAAAAGUAUUUGAAGGUCACUUGGAAAUUGAGAUAUGUAUGUUCCUUGAACCCCUUUACUUUUGCUCACACACGUUUUAAAUCUUUUGAUAUUGAUGUAACACUGUGAUUGUGAUUAUAUGGAAUUAAACUACUGUGUUCAGGUGGAGAGUGGGAACAAAAUAGGAAAUCUGUUUUUGUGUGCUGUGAUCCCACACUGAUCUCACAGCUGUAUGGGAGUGAGUGGAAGAGAAAAGCAAAAUGGCACCUAAACAGAAAGAUAAAGAUAAAACCUGAAAAAGGAAAAAUUCCCUCCAUUUGAAAAAGACAAAGAAAAAAAUCGACCUAUAAGCACUUUUUACUCCCCGAAAUUAAAUGAGAGCUACAAAGACAAACAGAGAAAGUCUCUCCCAUUAGAUACUAAGGGAACAGACAAACACAGAUCCUCUGAAGCGACAGAUUCAAUUGCCGAAGGCCCUAAAUCUCAAGAGAUCACUCAACCGCUAUUAACAGCACUUCUAGAUAAAUUAUAAAUCAAAAUUAAGAAAGAUAUUGAACUUAACUUGGGAGAAUUGAGAUCUGAAAUCACUUCCAAGCAAAAGCUUUAUCCUCAAUUCAAGAGGAAAAUAAGCUACUUCAAAUCUCUUAUUUACAUAGUACUUACAUAGUUACAUAGCUGAAAAGACACUUGCAUCCAUCAAGUUCAGCCUUCCUCACAUUUGUUUUUGCUGUUGAUCCAAAAAAAGGCAAAAAGAAACCCAGUCUGAAGCACUUCCAAUUUUGCAACAAACUAGGAAUAAAAAAUUCCUUUUUGACGCCAGAAUGCCAGUCAGAUUAACCCUUGCAUCAAGAAGCUAUUACCCUACAUUACCAAUUUUAUCUUUGAAUAUUCUGUUUUUUGCAAGUCAGCAUAUAGUUGCUGUUUGAACAUCUGUACGGACUCUGAUAAAACCACUUCUUCAGGCAAAGAAUUCCACAUCCUUAUUGUUCUUACAGUAAAAAAACUAUUUCUUUGCCUUAGAUGAAAUCUUCUUUCUUCAAGUCUAAACGCUUGACCUCGUGUCCUAUGUAAAGUCUGGUUUGUGAAUAGAUUUCCACACAAUGGUUUGUAUUGGCCCCGGAUAUAUUUGUAUAAUGUUAUCAUAUACUCUCUGAGGCGCCGUUUUUCUAAACUAAAGAGGUUUAAAUUUGUUAACCUUUCUUCAUAGCUGAUAUGUUCCAUUCCUUUUAUUAAUUUUGUAGCCCGCCUCUGCACUUUUUCUAGUGACAUAAUAUCCUUCUUUAGAACAGGUGCCCAAAAUUGCACAGCAUAUUCAAUAUGGGGUCUUACCAGUGAUUUAUAAAGAGGCAAAAUGAUAUUCUCAUCCCGAGAAUGAAUGCCCUUUUUCAUGCAUGACAAUAACUUACUGGCCUUAGCCACUGCUGAUUGACAUUGCACAUGGUUGCAUUGUUUGUUCCCAAGUGCUUUUUGUGUGUUGUUAUCCCUAAUUCGCUUCCAUUGAGGGUAUACGUUGCUUGUGCAUUCUUUACGCCGAAGUGCAUAGCUUUGUAUUUUUCAACAUUAAAUUCCAUCUGCCCAGUCCCCCAGUCUUUCUAAAUCCCUCUGCAGCAAAGUAAUAUCUUGCUCACAUUGUAUUACUUUAGAGUUUUGUGUCAUCUGCAAACACUGAAUCAUGACUUUCAAUGCUUUUUUCAAGAACAUGUUAAAUAGAAGGGGUCCCAGAACAGAACACUGAGGGACACCACUUGCCACCUCUGUCCAGCUUGAAAAUUUACCAUUAAUGACAACUCUUUGUACUCUAUUUUUAAGCCAAUGUUCUACCCAAGAACAAGAAAUUUAAUCUAAACCGAUUUCUUUGAGUUUUAAUACUAAUCUACUGUGUGGAACUGUAUCAAAUGCCUUGGCAAAAUCCAAAUCGAUCACAUCCACUCCAACACCCUGAUCUAUACUUCUACUUACUUAUUCGUAAAAUUCAAUCAAGUUAGUUUGACAUGACCUGUGCUUCAUAAAACCAUGCUGAUUUUUGCUGAUAACCAUGUUCUUCUCAAGGAAUUAUUAUUAUCCCUUAAUCUUUCAAAUACUUUUCCAGCCACAUAAAUUAAGCUCACAGGUCUAUAAUUUCCAGGCAAGAAUUUUGAACCCUUUUUGAAUAUAGGAACUACAUCUGCCUUGCUCCAAUCCUCUGGAACACUUCCUGAAAGAAAAGAAUCUUGAAAAAUUAGAAACACUUAUUUCUACACUUAGUUCCUUAAGUACUCGUGGAUGAAUACCGUCAGGCCCUGGAUCUUUGUUUAUAUUAACUUUCUUUAGUUGCAGCAGCACCUUGUCUUGAGUUAACCAAUUACAAUUUUUCUGCAAGUUUUUAGCAGCAAUCAUUUGCACAUCUAUUGCCAUGGGUUUUUCCUUAAUUUAUACGGAGGAGAAAUAGUUAUUUAAAAUUUCUGCCUUUUCCUGGUCUUCAUUAACUAUCACCUCCAUCCCACUUUUUUAGUAUACCUACACUUUUUUGUUUUUUUGAGAAUUUAUGUACUUAAAAAAAAUGCUUUGGGGUUGGUUUUUCUCUCUUUGGCUAUCAUUUUUUCAUGUUGAAGUUUAUCGAAUCUAAUCGCCGUUUUGCACACAUUAUUGGCUUCCUUAUAUCUUCUAUAGGAUGCUUCUGAUUUGUCUGAUUUUAUUGCUUUAAAUGCCCUUUUAUUAUUUUUAAUCUCUUGUUUAAAAAUAUUUAAAAAUGGAAUCUAAAAUAAAAAGUCUGGAGGAAAAAAAUAAUUGAUUUGGAAGACAGGGCAAGGCGCAAGAACAUUCGCCUCAGAGUGAUACCAGAAGUGGUACAACAAAACCAACUUAUUAAAUUUCUCAAGAGAUAUCCUUUUGAAUAAGCUCAUAGAGUACCGAAACCCAAAGGCAUUGACGCAUUUUUACCCAGGGACGUUAUUGUUAGAUUCACUAAUUAUUACCUCAAAGAAAUAAUGCAAGCGUCAAGGAACAAAACAGUUGAAACUGGAGAACAUAAAAACAUCAAAUUAUUUGCUGACAUUUCAAAUGCAUCGCGUGAAAAUAGAACCUUUUCUGCGCAAACGCAAAAAUAUUAAAUAUAGAGUGAUAUUUCCUUCGGCUCUAGUGGUUGCAUUCCAGGAUGUUUCUUACCUCUUUAAAGAUCCUCAGGAACCCAAAAAGAAGUUUUCACUAUGGGGUUUCUAAAAAGUCUCGGAAGAUGUGCUCCUUGUAGUUUUUGAAUGAAAAUUUUAUUUUUAUUUUUUUUUCACAAAAAGCAUAAUAGCACUGGCUAUCUAACUUAUUGGUAUAAGUUGCUGAGAGUUCACCUAGAUUUUGGUACACGUCGUCCACAGAAAGAAGAGAUGUGAUUUGGGAUUGGGGAGACGGGGGAGGAGGAUGGGGAAACGACGAACAUACCUUGGAUAGGAGUUUGCUGUUUCUUCCUUCUCCUCCCCUCUCCCUCCACUUAGGUUAUUGGGAGUGGGUUUGAAUUAUGACUAAAUAUGUUGAUGUAACAUUUCUCAUUUUUCACAUAGAAAGUGAAGUAAUAAUUAAUCACAAAGCACGAUAUAAUAUCGGGAAAUAAUGAAGAUAGUCACAUUUAUGAAAUUCUAAGUAUGAAGCAAUAAUGAUGAUUCUAAAUAUGAAAGGGGUAAACACUUUUGGUAUUCUCACAAACAUGACAGGGUGAGAAAUGGGAGGGAAUGGUUGGGCGUUUAUACGGGGUUUGAACAAUUUAUAAGAAUAACAGCAUAGUUCUCAUACAGAAGGCAAAAAUUAAAUAGAUAUUUAUAUAGAAAUAUUUAGUCAUUCUAAUUAUGGUAUAAGUUUACAAGGGGAAGGGCAGGGAUUGGGACUUUUUGGGGUGUUGGAGGGAUGGGGGCUUGAAAUGGGAAGGGAAAGAGGUCUAAACACUUUAGGAGGUUUGUUCCUCCUUCUUUCUCCCCUCUCCCUUCAUGUUAAUUUGUGCCUUUGUGCAGAUGUUGAUCUUCUUUAGCCUUUAAAUAUUAAUAGAGAACUAUCAUGUGGCCUCCCCUCUUGCUGGGCUUUCUUUUGUCCUGCGGCAGCUGCAGUUCUAAGCACGAACUCAAAAUGUAUUUGAGUUACUCAUGCUUUGGUUGGGAGGUACGGACCUUAUCCCUCGUGGAUAUGCAGGUGUAAGGUCAAGUUGAAUGUGUGGUUUGUGGUAUGUUUGGAGAAGGUCCUGGGGUGGGGGGUGGAUAGAGUUGAUGUACUUAAAUGUGUAACAGUCAGUAAACGUUAUGUCUAUUAAUUUAGUCUCCCUGAAUUCACCUCAGUGGUCAUCUAUGUGAAUUUUUGCAAGAAAAUAAUGUAGAUAUAGCUCUGGUUCAAAAAAAAAAUUGGCAAGAGAAGGCUUCUGGGCUGUGGAGGUUCUCUAAAUACCCCCAAAUAUGAAGACCCAAAAGAAAAAAGACCAUUAUCCUUUUUUAAAAAAGUGAAAUUUCAGGAAAUAUUAUUGGAAAGGGAUGAGAAUGGGCAUUAUCUAAUUUUAAUUGCAAAAAUUAAUGACAUUUUAUAUACAAUUGUCAAUUUGUACGCUCCAAAUCAAUUCCCUAUGAGAUUUUUAAACAAAUUUAUGAACCGAAUAGACAAACUGGAAGCAGGCAGAUUAAUAACAGGGGGUAAUUUUAACUGCAUAAUAGACCAUAAAUAUGAUGGAAAUAAUCCUAAAAUUAAGAUUGACUCCCAGACCUUAAAGUUAACUAAAGUAAUGCAAAUUUGUUUUACAUAGUAACCAACUAUAUGACAGCUGGAGAGUGAAUAAUCCAAUGGGGCGAGAUUAUACCUUUUUUUUUUCUCAAAUGCAUCAAAUAUUUCCUCCAUAGAUUACUUUAGAUCUAAUUUAUUGAACUAUGUAACAAAUACUAAAAUAGGCUCAAUAACGUGGUCUGACCACGCCCCUAUUUUUGUUUCUCUCAAGAAUAACGUGGAAUAUAAGGUCAGGAAUAACUGGGGGCUUAAUGAGUCUGUUAUGUAAGAGCGAAAACAUUAUGCCUCUUUCAUCCCACAUUCAAGAUUUUUUUUAGAUCAAAAUGACAGGGGCGAUGUUUCGCAUAUGACCUUGUGGUGUACUUUGAAGUGUUAUAUAAGAGGUAUACUCAAAAAUAGGCACUCAAACAAAAAAAACUGAGAAUGACUGAGCAUUUUAUAUAUUAAUUUAGCAAAAUUAGAAAGAGGCCAUAAGGCCUCCUUGGAUCCCUCCACCUUGUCAGAGAUCAAUAGAGUGAGAAAGGAAAUCACAGAGCAGGCAGGCACUUUUAAAAAUCAAUAAAGCCAUUUUUAUUUUAAGACAAAAAUGGUACCAUGCUGCCAAUCGAUUUAGCAAAAUGUUAACAAGUAAGUUAAAGAAUAAGUGCUGAUAUAAUAAAAAAAAUUGUAGUUAAGGGAAAACAACUCCUAACCCCCAGACAGAUCAGUCAGGCCUUUGGGGACUAUUAUAGAUCUUUAUACAAUCUAGAAGAUCAUGGAUUUUCUAAGGUUGAAAUAUCUAAAUUUCUUAAUAAUCUUAAACUUCCUAAAAUUUUGCCUGCCAAAUUAGACUUUUUAAAUAAACCUAUUUCGUUUAUUUAAAAAAAAAUUUUGGGCCAUGAAAAAUUGCAUUAAAUCACUAAAAACUAACAAAUCACCAGGGCCAGACGGGUACUCCGCCGGGUUUUUUCAGAAAUGUAAAAAUUUAUUUUCACCGUUAUUAUUAAGAACAUAUCAUCAAUUUAUGACGAGUAAUAUCAUUCCAUCUGAAAUGUUAUAAGCAACAAUCACUCCAAUACCUAAGGUUAUUAAAGAUCCCACCUCUAUUUCCAACUAUCGCCCAAUACCUCUCAUUAAUCUGGAUAUUUAAAAUCGAUUCUAAAAUUUUGGCCCAAAGAUUGAAAGAAGUUCUUCCUGAUUUGAUUCAUUUAGACCAAUGCGGGUUUAUAAAGGAAAGAUGCACAAAUGAUAACACUAGAAAAGUGAUAAAUAUUAUAUAUCAUAUAAACCAACAAGAGGGGGUUCGACCAUGAUGGCUUUCGAUGCUAAAAAAGCGUUUGACGGGUGAAUUGGCGCUUUUUAGAUGAAAUCUUGGGAGCUUUCGGCAUCGUGGGUGCAUUCAGGAGUAGUGUUAUGCUUUUGUACAGUUGCCCCACAGCUAGGAUUGUGGGAUAUAUGCUGUUGUCAGUGGUUCAGAAUUAGAAACGGAACGAGGCAGGGUUGUCCUCUCGCUCCUCUCUUGUAUGUCAUGACGAUUGAACUGUUAGCUAACCAGAUUAAACAAGAUAAAGAAAUUAAGGGUAUUACUAUGGAACAUUGGAAUGUAAACUUUCCUUGUAUGCGGACGAUGUCCUUUUAACUCUAGCGAAUCCGAAAUUCUUUAUCCCCAAUGUCAUCCAUUUGAUUGAAGAAUAUAGCAGUUUUUCAAAUUUUCAAAUAAACUAUAAUAAAACUCAAAUAAUAUGGAAUAAUGUAUCUUUUGCGGAUAUUGAGUACAUUAAAUCAAGAUUUAAAUUUGACUGACACUCCAAAUAUAUAGUCUAUUUGGGGAUUAAAUAUAUAUGGAUUUAGACCAUAUACGAAAAGAAAAUUAUAAUCUUAAACUUUGCGAUCUUAGAAAUACUUUAGCAAAUUGGAAAGGAAUGGAACUAUCUUGGAUAGGAAGAGCGGAAGUAGUAAAAUCCUAUUUGCUCCCUAAAAUGUUAUAUUUGUUUAAAAACAUAUCUCUCAAAAUUAAUAAUUUAGUACUUAAGGACAUCCAACUGAUUAAUACAUUUAUUUGGCAAGACAAGAAAUUUAGAAUUUCCUCCGAUACUUUAUAUAAGGAUUUUCAAAUGCAGGGGCUUGUAUAAAAAGAAUAUGUUUGCGCAUGCUACCGCCCAAGACAAUAUGUCAACCUCCAGACCCAUUUGGCUGGAGAUCAAAAAACAAGAUUUAGGGAAACGUGAACCUCUCUGUCUACUUUGGUCCAGUAUAGACUGUAACGGAACCGCUGGCACCCCGACUGGGUACCUUCCGCCGACGGAUGCUCCUAGUGCUUUCCGAGGACUCCAAGAACUCUGCCUGACACCCUAACCACUGCAGACCCCACGAACCGCCGCAGCUUGGUUGGGGUCUCGCCGUCUCCACCCACUCUGGACCCAGGACCAGGGUCCAGCUUCCAGCAGGUCGACCCCUCUCCGAAUUCCAGAGAGCAGGAACAGGAACAAGCUCUUAGCAGAGCUUAAUGAUUAUACCCUGGGGAGUAUAGUGAUUAUAGCAAUCCCCAGAGUGUAGUUUCUCCAAUCCCCCAAACAUGAGCCUAAACUUCAUGAAGGUACAAGAUGAUCUGCUUUUUAAUGACCACAUACUGGCUUUUAUGCAAGUCCCCAUGCAAGGGGACAUCCCACAGGGUGGGACACAGUACAACCAAUUGCACAAUGGUUACAUCCCACACAUCUCCUCCCCUUAGCCUGAGAGGUAACCCAAUUAUCCAUACAUUUUAAAACACACUUUUUACCCAACUUUCAUAACUCUAAAACCAUACAUCCAAUAUUAAUAAAAAGUCACAUAUUAUUAAUCAGCACAUCCCAAAUACUAACAUACCCAAAAAUCAUGCAAAUCCUUCCAUUAGUUCAAAAGUUAGUUAGAGGUCCUUUGUGACCAAAGGAAGCAUGGCUUUUCCUGCCCAAACCAGUUCCCACUGGUCUGGCAGUGUCCCUGGGACAACUCCCUGCUGGAGAACAAUAGACAGGAAACCGGGGAGGGGAAGAAACACACCUUCCCAUGGAUUCCAAUGGGAAGAAACUGUCUUUAGAAGCCAAUAAGCCCCAAAUAGUCUUUUUAAAUGGCAAUACACCCCAGGGCCAUAGUCAUGAGGAAGGAGGCUGGCAAUCAGGCUCCUCCAAAAGCCGGGGGCAAAGGGCAGCUUGUCACCUAACAAUCCAGGGACAAAAGGCAUUUCGUCACACAUCUCCCCUUUGGGGGGGGAGACUAACCAGGUACCUGACCUGCCGGUCAGUGCCUGAGUUAGUCGAUAAACCCACCCACAGUGAACAAGUACAUGAGUAGCCCACCCACAAAUAACAAGUGGCAAAGUAGCCCCCCCACAAUAAACAGUACUGGCCAGUAGGUUCCAGAUUGUAGGAUAAAAAUGCCGCAUCCUCGGCCUUCCUGGUGCAGCUGGGCAAAUAGCUGGUGGUACUUGGGGGGCAGAGGCCAGCGGCGCUCUGCCCUGAUGUCAGCUCUUGCGCUGGGAUAGCCGGUAGAAUGUCAAGCUCUGUACAAGGGUCAAAGGGAGGGCAGAGGCCAACUGCACUCUGCCCAGCUGCCAGCUCUUCCGCUGGUAUAGGCUGCAGGACAUCAGGCUCUGGACAAGGGACACAGGGAGGGCAGAGGCCGACUGCAUUCUGCCCAGCUGUCAGCUCUUCUGCUGGGGUGCUGGGAACAUAGUCCGGCUCAGUAGCCUGGGGAACAUGUGGGGGUGGGGGUUAACAUCUCCUCUGUUAACCCUGGGUCCAAGUUAGGAGUUAGCUGGGGAGGGGAAUUCGUACUUACCCCCUCCUCCUGUUGUCCCUGUGAGGGUAGUUGGGGAUCUGGACAGGUUGUCCAGCAUCCCUGUAGGUCGGGCACGGAGACCACGGUCCCCUCUGCGCCAUCUGGGAGAUUGGUGUCUCCCCUUGGUAGGUAAGCUGCCGCUGGGGAGAUAGGGUGCUGUGCUCCUCUCCCUGAAACACAGUCUGCCGCUGGAGAGGGAGACCGCCUGUCUCCACUCCCAUAACAUUGUCCUGCUGCUGGAGAGAGAGACCAACUGUCUCUGCUCCCAGUAGGACACACUGCUGCUGGGGGGGAAGGACAACACCUUCGGCCCCCUGGAAUUCACACUGCCGCUGGGGAGGAAGGACGACACCUUCGGCUCCCUGUAAUUCACACUGCCGCUGGGGAGGAAGGACGAUACCUUCGGCUCCCUGUAACUUGCACUGCCGCUAGGGAGAGAGACCGGUUGUCUCUUCUCCCUUGUCAACACACUGCCGCUGGGGAGUCAGACCGACUGUCUCGACUCCCAGUGAUGAUGGUUGCUGCAGGGAUGAGGGACCGACAAUCUCCUCUCCCUGGGAUGCUGUCUGCCGCUGGGGAGAGAGAUCAAUUGGCCACAGGCCCAAUCUCCGCAAUCGGAGCUCAAAUUCCCAUGCCUCUCGAUUCUCCUCAUCCAACUUGCGCAUGGUUGCCAGGAUCGUCUCUAACGAGGGAUCCGGGCCAUACCUGGUUAACUGCCUCUUUGCUUCCUCCCUGUAAGCGGCACCCUCAAAGCGAUAGGUCAUGUUUGCUGUGACCAGGGGCGCUGUACGAAUACUAGCGUUGCCCUCAAAUUGUAAUUCCAAACGUUACCGGUGCCUCUGCGCUGCUUCUCCUCGCACUAGGAUGCCAUCCCACCGCUUCCACCACUGUAACGGAACCGCUGGCACCCCGACCGGGUACCUUCCGCCGACGGAUGCUGGUCUGGCAGUGUCCCUGGGACAACUCCCUGCUGGAGAACAAUAGACAGGAAACCGGGGAAGGGAAGAAACACACCUUCCCAUGGAUUCCAAUGGGAAGAAACUGUCUUUAGAAGCCAAUAAGCCCCAAAUAAUCUUUUUAAAUGGCAAUACACCCCAGGGCCAUAGUCAUGAGGAAGGAGGCUGGCAAUCAGGCUCCUCCAAAAGCCGGGGGCAAAGGGCAGCUUGUCACCUAACAAUCCAGGGACAAAAGGCAUUUCUUCACAUAGACCUUAAGGAGAAAGGAAGUAGAAUGUUUUCUAUUCAUAACCCGAUAAUUAGAGAUAUUUACACAACCUUUUAUAAUUUAAAGAUUACAGAUCGGGGUUUAUGAAAUUCCCUCUUGCAUAAUAUGCCAUUAGAAAGAAUUGAACUAGAUAUAGGUGACAUUAGUUUGUUAAGUUGGAGAGAAAAGAGCAUCAAAACUCUAAAAGAUCUAGCACCAGAGGGGUCCUUGUUACCUUUUGAUUUGCUCCAGACGAGUUUUGAUUUAUCGUCCUGAGAAGUUUUCAGUUAUCUUAGAUUAAAAAAAAUUUAAUUAACCACUUAAGGACACAACUUCAGGAAUAAAAGGGAAUCAUGACGGAAUAUUUCCGUCAUGUGUCCUUAAGGGGUUAAAACAAAAAACCAUUGUAACCGAUAACCCUGUAAUUGAUAUUUUUGAUAAACACCAUAAACAUAAGAUUACCUCUAGGGUUUCCAAUUUUUUUCACCCUAUUACACCCCCUCAAGAAAAAAUUUCUCCAUGGAUUAAAUGGGAAAAGGAGAUGAAUGUUGAACUGCAAUAUGAAGAAUGGUUGAAGGGUUUGAUGAUUGUUAGGAAGAAUGUUCACAGCAUGACUCUAAUAGAAACUCAGUACAAAAUAACUUUACGCUGGUACUUAGUCCCAGUUAGACAGCACAAAGUUUACUCCAAUACAUCACAAAUGUGUUGGCGAUGCGAAACAAACGUGGGUUCAUUCUUGCAUAUCUGGUGGGGAUGUCCUGAGUUAAAAAAAACUAUAAAGCCCUUACAGAAUUGUCUUAAGUCUCUGCUGGGAAUUUACUUUGUUCUUAUUCCUCAGAUCUUUCUUUUUAAUAUUUUGUUACCUGGAAAUCAUACUCAGAACUGUCUAAUUGUUCACAUAAUAUUAGCCGUUAAAAUUUGUAUUGCACGAAAAUGGAAAUCUAAGGGUGGUUUGGGUUGGACAGAAAUAUUGCAACAAAUAGAUUACCAACAUAGAAUGGAGGCCUCAUGUCAUUUAGACCAGUCUCAAUACGUCAAUAUCAAUAUCUGAAACUUUGGGUUCCCUGGAAAUAAUUCAAGGAGAACAAUGCGAGCUUAUUCUAGACGGAAAGAAUAUGUCAUCUCCUGCCCCCCUUCCCCCUCGAUAAGGACCUUGGGUGAAUGCUGAAUGUAUGUAAUUUAAAUGUAGUAUUGUCUUUCAUACAAAUUUAACUAUUUGCUUGUACUUUAAUUAUAAAGAAAUGUUAACUUGUAAAAACAAACGAAAUAAUAAAAAAGGACCGAAAGAAAGAAAAAGAAAGAAAGAAAGAGAAAAAAAUAAUAAAGGGUUAUACUACUUAUAUGUUUAUUAUAUCCUAUUGCCUUUUUCAAGUUGUUACUUAAAUGCAAGAUGUUUAAAGCCUACUCGAAAAGUACUAUAUUGUUAUGGUAUAUGUACUGUAUGACUCUUUUGCUUGACUCAAUAAAAAAAUAAACAUAUAUAAAAAAAAGAAAAAAAAAGAAUUAUGUUUAAAAUCCACCUCUGCUCUAUUAUUUUUUAACCUUUAAUGAAAAGAGGAUAGGCAAAUCCCUAUACAUCUUGCCAGGUAGGGGAGUCUUAUACAAAUUAAGUGUGCAGUUCUCUGCAAAUUUGCAGCUGGACCACGUUCAGCAAAAUCUGAUACUUUGCAAAUGCUAUCUGAAAUAUAAGCCUGUGGUGACCUUCCAAACUGGAACGUUCUUGUAUAACGUGCAUGAAAACAAACCUUGGAAUACAUGGGGAGCCUGUGUGUCUGUGUCAAGGUGGCAUUUUCUUUUUUUCUUUGAGCACAAAUGCCAUUUUUCAAUUUGCCCAUACAUCUGAUUUUAUAGGUUGGUAAUUAGGUCACAUACAUGCAAAAACACCACCUUUUGACACAAAUGGAGUUUUUAUCUCUUUAUUAAUUAACCCCUUAAGGACCAAACUUCUGGAAUAAAAGGGAAUCAUGACAUGUCAGACAUGUCAUGUGUCUCUAAGGGGUUAAAGAGACACUAUAGUCACCAGAACAACUACAGCUUAAUGUAGUUGUGCUGGUGAGUAUAAUAGCUCCCUUCUGGCUUUUUUCAUGCAAACACUGCUUUUUCAGAGAUGCUGAAUUUUCCUCAUAGAGAUGCAUUAAUUCAAUGCAUCUCUUUGAGGAGGUCCUGAUUGGCCAAAACGGCAUUUGGCCCCGCCCCGUGCCAAUUUUAGAUAGGGAUAGCAUUGGAUUGGCUAAAAAUCGACCAUUUAGAUUGUCACAAAGGGGGCAGAGCCAGCGCUGGCAGACCCACGCGGCGCUGGAAAUAAGGUGAGUUUUAAACUUUUAUAGGGGAAUUAAGGGGGGGGGGACAAGUCAUCUAGAUGGUAGUGUUAACACUAUAGGGUCAGGAAUACAUGUUUGUGUUCCUGACCCUAUAGUGUUCCUUUAAGCUUACUGUCUCCUACCUUCUCCUCUUCUACCUUGCAUAUCUUUUCCCAUUGUUCCCUCUGCACAGAUACUUUAUGUUAUAGCAAGCAGGGCUGAAUGCUAGAUGACAAUGGAAAUAUCUGACUUUUUAAGGUACUUUUUAUCUUGGUACUAUCUCAAGCUCCUUGUAUGCAUGGUGAUUAAUGAUUCAUAUUAUCUUGGACAUUCAAGGGUUCUUUGCUCACUAGAGAGCUUGUGUGGUCCUGUGAGUUUCCAUGGAGACAGUGGUAGUGUUGUCUGUUCAAGAUGUUGCCAUGGAAACAGAUACCUUGAGGAAUCCUUUAAUUGGCUGAACAGAAAUACCUCCUUUUACCCCUAAGUACUCCCUCUCUUUUCAUGGCUGCAUAUAAGUCUUGCAGACAGGGUAUAACAGCAAACCUAUGUUCUUUAAAGCACCAUCACCUUAUCUGGUACUUUGCUGCAGAUAUUCCUUUCAUUGUAUAGUGGUGUAUCCUCCGCUAUAAGUUCAACAUGCUGUCCACACAGGCACAUAGGAUAUUUUAGUUAUAUGAAUGCAUGGCUCAGUUUUUUUUAUAUCAUCUCUAAUACUUACAAUAGACAGUUGACACAAUCUAUUUUACUACAAUCAUUUCCUCAUUUCACCAUUCUUUGUUUUCACCUUAUUUAUGUUACAGGUAAUUCAUCUGUAGGAGCCUAGAUCCAUUCACUCCUCGUUUUUUGUUUUUGUCAUAAAUCUUUACUUUCUUUUUAUAUCACCAUUCUGAAGUAAACCAGAAAUAUAAUCAACCGGAGCACAAUGAAUACGUGAAUGGCUUGGUGGCAGGUUUUGGAAAUAUUUAGGAUUAAAGGGACUCUCCAGUUCCCUAAAGCAUUUAAACUUGACAAAAGUGUUUAACCCCUUCAGGAUCAAACUUCUGGAAUAAAAGGGAAUCUUGACAUGUCACACAUGUCAUGUGUCCUUAAGGGGUUAAGGGUUAAUUCCAUGCCCCCUGUGGGUCGUUUUAGAAAAGUGCAGAUUUCAAAAAAAGAAAUCAGCAAUUUUAAAAAUCCCUUUGCCUCUCAACCAGAUAGGUAGCUAGGAGGGAUUUCUGCCAGUAGUUCAAAGUGAAAGUGAGUGCUUCUCUAUUAGAUUGCAAUGAUGGCUGUGCAUUUGUUAUGUGUCCCAGUGCUUCUCUAUGAAAAGCAUCUGAUUGGACACAAAUCACUAGUAAUGCCGACUUUACAGGAGGCGGAUCUGAGAUGUAUUGAGGAGACUGUCCCAACACUGGAAUAACGUUGAGUUUAGUAGUUUAAGAUACCUAAAUAGAGAGGCAGUAAUAUAAAAAGUAAAAAAAAAAAAAAAAUGAUAUAUAUUAUUUUUUAAUUAGAAAGUUUCUGUAACACAGCAACAAUCCAAGCUAUCAACAGAACAUCAGUUUUCUUUUCACUUCCUACUUUUCUUCAUUGUUUAUGAAUCUUUAUUAAAUAUUCAAACUGCUGUCAUGAACACUGCUUCUAACUAACUUUUCUAUAACCCUUUCUAUAUUUUGCAGGUUAGUCGAGUACUUACCCCAACUGGAUGCUUCAUCUCAGUCACCUUCUCUCCCCCUCAUUUCCGCACACGCCAUUACGCACAACCAGAAUAUGACUGGUCUGUGUCCUGUGACACAUAUGGCAGAGACUUCCACUAUUUCCUGUAUACCAUGCGCAAGGGGCAGGAACUUACUGUGCGUGACCAGGAGAGGGGGUUGAGUCUACAUGCGCCAUAUAUUGGUCCAGAGACACUACCAACACUUGCUGAGACUAAUGAUGAGGAAUUCCUGUAUAACAUUCAUAUUUGACUGUGGAAUGAGCGCUUAUGAAGAUUUUAUUGAGAAAACUAUUUUACUUGGAUGAAGAGUUAAGCAGAACCAAUAUCAAAAUCAAUACUGAGAUUGAUUUUACUACUAAUAUACUGAGAUAUCCUUGUGAUACUUUUUGACUGCUUGUCAGAUUCAGACACAUAAACAAUCAUUGUUGCUCUCUCUGGAGUUUAUUUUUUUUUUCGUUUUGGUUUUAUCUCCUUUUUUUUUUUGUUACAACAAUUCUUGACUUUAGCAUCUUUUGGGUAUUUUGGGAAUUAUAUUCUAUAACAUCAUUUAUCUGUAUACACUAGUACUCAUUUUAAACAAUUGUAUGUGAUUAUUAUACUUAUUAUUAAGAUUGCAAGUAUACCAAAAUCCAGAUCCUUGACAAAAUAUAAAACGAUAAUAAUAUCUCUCUUAAUAAUAACGUUCUGCUCUUUAUAAGGCACAACAGAUCACUAAUAAGCCUUGAGGAAUACACCAUGAACAUUGCUCCUUUGUUGUGUUAAAUAAAGAGUAUAUUUGAUAGAGAGGUGCUGUACUAUGUUUUUAUUAUUUCACUCGGUGAAGUGUAAGCUUGCAAUUACAAAUAAGUUAAGAUUGUUAUAGUUAAAAUGGCAAAUAGCCCAUCUUGUAUACCUCUCUUCCGUAACAAUUCAAAUUUUUUUAUAGAUUUUCAAUAACCUUACACGUCACGGGCAACCUUACAUGACUAUUAUUGGGGAGAGUUCCAAAGUAUGGUUAAGGUGAUUUGAAUUGUUCAUGAUGCCAAGAGUCUGUAUGUACAGCGUUUCAAAGAAAAAACCCAAAGUUUAACCCCUUUGUUACUGGAGGUGGUGUAGCUUCACCUUCUGCAUCGUCAUUAGCCAGCCCGGAACAAGACUUCCAGGCUGGUCAAUGUCUGUUCUUUGCAUAUUCCAAUGCACAGUAUUGCAUUCUUUGGGUGACAGCAGGCUGUAGUGGUUCUGAUACUUGGAGCAUCCGUUUAACAUGAAAUGCUUUCAGGGUUAUUUACUUCGAAGAAAAUUCAAAAUGAAUCUCAUGUUUUAAGGCUAGAGUAGCAGAGCUAAAAGCAUAGCUGAUUUCUUUUCCACUUUAGCUAUUUUGACCUACAAUUUUAAACUCACUUUGAAAUUCUGACUUUAUUGAAUAACCCUUUGUGUGUUCUAACCUACAGUGUGAAAUAUUUGAAUUUAGGUAUUUAGACUGUGUACCACCUUAUUCUCAUUUGAGAAAUACGUCUGCAAUUACAGAGCCUGUGUAAAAUAGCACAACUUUUAAAAUGCUUUCAAAAGGGUAGAAAAAUAUGUAUCUGAUGUUGUCUACUGUAAAAAAAUGGUGAAAUCCAAAAGUUCACUCUCAGUCAAUUGAAAUUGAUAGAUUACCCCCUAAUGCAUAACACUAGGGACACUCCAGUGCCAGGAAAACAAAUCGUUUCCUGGCAGUGCAGGUCCCCUCUCCUUCCCACUCCCCAUCCCAGGUUGCUGAAGGGGUUUAAACCCCUUCAGCGACUUACCGGAGUCCAGCAUCGAUGUCCCUCGGCGCUGGUCCAGGGUCCGCUCACGCUCCUUGACGUCAUCCGGCGGGGGAGACCGGUUGCGCAUGCGCGGCCGCCGGCGGGAUGAGACCUAAUAGACCUCCCCAUAGGAAAGCAUUGAAAAAUGCUUCCCUAUGGGGAUUUUAGCAACGCUGGAGGUCCUCACAUAGCGUGAGGAUGUCCAGCGACGCUAUAGCACAGAAAAUCUGUGCUAGAAACCUGGAAGUGCCAUCUAGUGGCUGUCUAGUAGACAGCCACUAGAGGAGGAGUUAACCCUGCAAUGUAAAUAUUGCAGUUUAUGAAUACUGCAAUAUUUACAGUUGCAGGGUUAAGGGUAGUGGGAGUUGGCACCCAGACCACUCCAAUGGGCAGAAGUGGUCUGGGUGCCUG
Pelobates cultripes (western spadefoot toad) is the source of this 28511-nucleotide messenger RNA. The record is from the annotation of a GenBank genome assembly. NCBI's taxonomy places the organism in Eukaryota, Metazoa, Chordata, Amphibia, Anura, Pelobatidae.